Molecule: messenger RNA, 2888 nt
Organism: Phaedon cochleariae (mustard beetle)
Lineage: Eukaryota; Metazoa; Arthropoda; Insecta; Coleoptera; Chrysomelidae
Source: the annotation of a GenBank genome assembly
GUAUCGUAUCGCGUGCCACUGCCAGUAUUGCCAGGUUUUGCUUUUGCUCGCUCUUCACUCACUGUGCGAAGUGCAUGUGCCUUCUGUCAUAAUCAAUCCUCUCUAGACUUAGGCCAUAUUUCUCAUUAAACAUUAAACUAGAUAAUAAUGUUAAUAAAACUAAGUGUCAUUUGUGUCCUUAUACACAUCGGCUAUGUGCGGAACGAACGGCUGGACUGGGAUUUGGCAGUCGUAGUAGGCAAUGAAAUCAGUCUUCUUCACACAGAUGGAACUAUUUUCGAAUCAAAAACACAGCCCUUCAGUUCGCUAAAGGCGCUAGCUUAUGACGAUGUCAGAGACCAAUUCAUCGUUAGUGAUAUGGACAUGAAAAAUGACACAAUUUAUACUGUACAACUAUCCAAAGAGACUGAUAAAACUGUACCAAUCGUCAACGGUCUUCCAGGUGACGUACAGGGAUUGGCUGUUGAUCCUAUAGAAGACGUGUUAUAUUGGACUGACGCUAUUAACCAUACCAUCAACUAUGUACUUUUAAAUGAAACGACAUUCGAACCAAAAGAAUUUUUGGUUUUCGAAGAAGAAGUUCCUCAUGCUCUCGCCAUUGAUGUUUGUAAACGAUACUUAUAUUUCACAAACCCUGGACACACACCUACCAUUGAGCGUAUCAAACUUGACAAAUCAGAACGAGAAGUGAUUGUUGACAAUCUCAUCAUGUCCCCAGUGGGGCUUACAAUUGACUACAAAGCUCAAAAACUCUACUGGGUUGACAGUCGCAUAGGAACUUCAUCAGGAAGGAUAGAAAGCAUCAAUCUAGACAAAACCAACAGACAAAUAGUAAUUGAAAGGAACACCAUGGAACCAUUUGGCAUAGCAGUAGAUGAAGAAGCCAUCUAUUGGACCGACACAAACAACAACGCACUUUACAGCUCCUCAAAAAACGGAAAAGGAAUGAUCAAGCUACGUAGUUUUCCUGGUAAACCCAUGGGAUUGGUUUCAAACAACAAUAUCAUUAAAGAGGAGCCAGACUGUUCGGCACUAGAAGCAGCAAUAAAAGAGUACCACCAGAAGGAUAAAGAAGCAGAGCCGAUACCAGUAGUUGAAAAGGAUGAGGUCAAGGAAUGCCUCAAUGAUGGGGAGCUGGAGGGAAAUCACUGCAUCUGCAAAAGAGGUUUUACUGGGAUCAGAUGUGAAAGCUCGAUAUGCAGCGAGUUUUACUGUCUGAACGGCAACUGUUAUUUGUCCACUUUGGGGAAACCUCAGUGCCAUUGCAAGAGAGGGUUCCUCGGUGACAGGUGUCAACAGAAUAAAUGCGACAGAUUCUGCUUGAAUGGUGGGGAAUGCAGCUUGUUUUCCACGAGGGAUCUGCCGAAAUGCCGAUGUGCUGAAGGAUUUUUGGGUGAUAGGUGCGAAUACAACAUCCAAAUCUGUGACAUGUACUGCCAGAACAUAUCAAAUGCAGGGUUUUCAGAUAAAUUCGAGUCGCUGUGCAGGUGCACCGAAUACUCUGGAUUUUCUGGCAACAAGAUCGCCGCUCUCCAGGCGCCUGCCGACCAAGGCGACUUCCUCGACCGGCUCAAAGACCCCGUGGUCUACCUCUCCGCCGUCGUCCUCUUCUGUCUGCUGGUGAUCAUCGCCAUGGGCGUGUACAUCCGCACGGUGCAGAAGAAGCGACCCCGGAUCAAGAAGCGCAUCAUCGUGAACAAGAACGUGACGCCGCUCACUUACAGACCGCAGCCCAGCUCGGAGCAGUGCGAAAUCACCAUCGAGAACUGUUGCAACAUGAACGUCUGUGAAACGCCUUGUUUUGAACCAAGGGAAGACAAAAAGAAACUUCUCACCAACAUGGAAGGCGACGAACUGUACUAAAAUCUAUCUCGAUAAGAUAGGCUGUGACUGUAUAAAGUAUUAAGCAUUGUUAAGUUUUAAUAUUUAUAUUUAUGAAUCAAAGACUCUGUACAUUUGACUCUUAUAUCAGCAUUGUGUUCAAAGAAAGGAUUUUCACAAAUUCCGAAAGUGUGAACUGAAGAGAUCGCGAUCUAAUAGAUAUUUUCGGGGAUUGCCAUGACAAUUCAUGGAUUCUUGAUUUCCUCAGAUCAGCUACUUAAUGUCGACGAAUAUACUUAAUUUCAUCUUGUUACCAUGUUUAUACAGUGUGACCCAUUUAAGACUGGAGCACCCUCAUAAAAUCUAUAGUCCUUCUGCUGAAACAAAAAGAAAGAAAUUGGUUAAAAACUAUAGAUUUUAUAAGGGUGCUCCGGUCUCAAGUGGGUCACACUGUAUAAUAUUUUUCGGCUGAAGAUUCUCCGAAACCAAAGGGUGUCCAUGAAAAAUAUUGGAGUAGUAUGCUAAACUCUUGAUUUGGUGUUUUUAUUUGUUAUAAAUCUUCUUUUGAUUUGACAAAUCUGAUUAUUUUGAAGUAGGUAUUCAAUAAUGCAGCUGAAGAAUUUGAUGAAUGAACAAAUUUCACUGCCAAUAGUUGACACUUAUGAGUUUACAUCUUCAAAACAAAUAUUUUCCAUGGAAUUUUAAUAUUUAUAAUUACUUAGUUUUUGAUCAUUUGUUUCCAAUGAGAACUUAAUCUAACUUAAUUUAUUGGUUUAGGCUAGAGAGGGUUGUGAUUGUAGUGAAUUUUCACUUGGCCAAUAUUUGCUGAGAGAGAUCACAUUGAACUAGAAAGACAAAAUUGUCAAGACCUAAAAUUUUGAUUUUCAAAAUGUUUCAUAUUGUGACAUUGUCUAACAGUUGUGAUCUUAUUUUUGGUCCUUAUUACUUACUUUUUUGUAAGAAAACUCGUGGUUUGUAAUAUCCACAUCAGAUAUGUGAUAUUAUAAUCUAAGUAGGUACAUAGAUAAUUUUGUAUCAAAAUUUUAGAGAAAAUAAAAUAAUUUAUU